Messenger RNA from Pocillopora meandrina, 14213 nucleotides. The record is from the annotation of a GenBank genome assembly. NCBI's taxonomy places the organism in Eukaryota, Metazoa, Cnidaria, Anthozoa, Scleractinia, Pocilloporidae.
GGGUGUAAUGUGGGACGAUUAUGGUGGAAUGGCAUACAGAGGAGAGAUUUGUACCAGACGAUCGCUGGGCGUUGAUGCGGUAAGUCUGUAGUCGUGAGGCAUAAUCGCUUGCAUAAUCAUUCUGUCAAGACUUCUUCCUUGUAAGCGAAUACAGGCGUAAGUCCUUUUUCUCAGUUUGACCAAAUGUAAAGCUGCACGGCUUUUUCUUUCAAUCACUAAGUAGCUUAGAACACUGCACCUGUAACUAUAUGCAAAUUGUUCUCGUUAUGAAAAUACUCUGGGCGUUUACAAAAACCUCAAGAGACUUUUACUGAACGACGUUUAGCUGGCGAAUGCGCAAGCGAGGACUAUCCAUUGUUUUCACCGUACUGUUGGCGCGUUCUUCAGACCAAGAAAACUCUUUUCUGGAGGGAAGCAUCUCCGUUACUUUGCUCAAUCCUUACAGUUGUUAUGUCGUUAUUCUUUUUGCAGUGGAACUACUGGGGUUCCCUUGGUCCUUGGUUAGCAUUAUCUCAUGAACUUGGACACAACUUUAACUUUGACCACGAUAACAGUAUGUGAAUAUUUCUGUGUACAGUAGUUGCUUCUUCAACAAUGCUACAUUUACAAAUCGAGACAGCGCAGAUAUUCAGUCGUAUUUUAUCACAUGAGAGAAAAAGGUUCGGGGAGAACAGAGAAGGGAUUAGUCGUCGCUAACAGAGUAUAAAGGGGGGGGGAACUAUAGAGAACUGACUGAAAUGAGCGGGGAUCAUUAGAAUCCUAGAGAGCCUUAGGGGGUAUCAGGUAAAUUUAUUGUGACAACUCCAAAAUUCUCCGAAUCCCCCUCCCCCUCAGGCGAUGAAUAAUGUCAGGUCUCUAAGAUUUCUUUUUUCGUUAUUUAAGUUUGGUCUUGUAAGUGCCUUUCACCUCGUGGAUGCGUUAUGGGUUCCUUCAAGUAAGUCUCCACUAUUGUUCAUUCGAUGACUCAUAUUCAGUUUCUUCUAAUCUGUUUGAUUUCAUUCUUUUUCCUCUGAAAAAAUUAAUUAGUCUUCUUUCUUUAUUUUAUCGUACAGGACCCGAGUUCCUGGUUUCUCCGACUGUAACUUGCUUAACAUGACAAAGAUUGACGACAGCUGUCUUUACAAUCUUCCAAAAAAGGUUCUCAUGUGGUGCAACGUAUUGAACAACUGAACACCGAUGACGUAACUAUCUAAUAGCCAAUAAUGUCUUUGCAUUACAGGCAGAGAACUCUAGAUGCGGAAAUGGUAUUCCAGAGCCUGGAGAGCAAUGUGAUUGUGGUACACCAGAGGUAAACAGUGAAAAAAUACGAGUAGCUCCCAAAGAACUUGAUUUAGGAUGAAAAACUGAAGAAUGUACUCUCGAAAGUAAUAAAAAUUGCUUAACAAUUUAACUACCAUGAGUGACCAAGAUAUAAUUUCUCCUUGCAAUACCAAUACAAAAUCAAGCAGAGAAGUGACGGGAAUAAGAAAAUAUCAAUUAGGAGAUUACUAGUAGAUCCAAUACCAAAUUCUCCAAACUAACGUGAUAAGAAUUGCAUAGUAGACAUUAAAGAGAAUUAUAAAUGAGAUCUCGGGAGAGAAAGGUUGAAAGAUCAAAUGAAGCGUUGCCUUGGCCCUUUGUCGAGAUCUACGCUAGUUUGAGACUAGAAUCAGAAGAGGAACAUAUCAGAUACCUUUAUCGUGAUUCUAUCGGGUCGAUUGGAAUGCGGGGUAAAAAGAGCGCCGUAAUAACAUCUGACUUUUUCACUCUCCCCUUAUUCUACAGGAAUGUAGGGUACGAGAUCCCUGCUGUCAGCCAAAUGACUGCCGCUUGAAGAAAUCCUCCCAAUGUAGUGACGCGCAGAACAAAUGUUGCCGGAAGUGUCAAGUAAGAGAUAAACUGGGGUCAUUGACUUUCAUUGCUAUUAGCCCACUGUUACAGGAAGAAGUAGCACAAGAUAAUGCCUGAAACGAAGAACUUAUAUGAAAAUGAUCAAUUGAUAUCAAAUCGGAACGUCAACAUCAAAAGUACUUAAAUUAGUGUGUUGUAUUAAGUUAACUCAAAACGCAAAUUGUUCGAGAAACGAUUACAUGUUACAUGUCUUACAUGUUCUAAAUGGCCCCUUUUUUUAUUCUUUCACCAAGUUUUCCCCACUUGGAACGCUGUGCCGUAAAAGCAUAGGAUGUGGCAGAAGUUUGUUCCGGAAAGUCUGCUCAGGUGUGUACACCUAAUGAUCGCUCACCCUGCGUCUGGAAUUGCGAAUAAAAAUCAAUCUACUAGGUCUAGUGGUGCGUUAAUACUUUAGGUAGCUGUAGUGUAACAUGUGGAGAGAAGAGGCAUUUGCUCCACAGAAAUAGCGAGGGAACACCAUGUUUGGGUGCGCACUUGUCGUAAUUGAAGGGGUGAACACGUUGAGAGAGGGGCGAGUUUGUAGCGGGCAAAAUUACAAUGGAGCGAAACCUGCCAAUACCUUGAAAAUAAAAGAAAUUAGAAGUUCAGAUUCAAGUAUCAAUAGUGUUAGGGUCAGAAUGGGUCUUUCGGUUGACUUGGGUGGGUUUUAGAAAGACAUCAUGAAAAGAAGUUCGUGACACCUCAAUUUCGUCUUCAAUAAAAUUAACUGACUUAUUAUGUUCUUAGUGUCCUCUAGAUGACCAUGUCAAAGACGGAAGCUUAUGUGCUGGGAUGGGAAAGGUACCUUGGUACUCAUAUUGGUUAUUUUUUAGUACAUUAAUUCGUGUGAGACAGGGAUGUAAUAUAGAAUUUCCACAGAGCCGACAAAAUAAAACAAACAAAACUAAAAACAGUAUGUAAUACACACAAUCCGCUCUGUGAUAGGUUUCAUCUUAACAUUCAACACUCAAUCGAGAAGGUCCCAUGAGUGAUCCAGAUAUUUUUCGAGCCGCAUCAAACUAUCAUGUGGUCCACUCUAAGGAUUAUCAAUUUCCCUUAGUUAAAUUUUAUGCAUAGAAGAAACAAAUAGAAGCAUGUCACAGUAGUGCUAUUUAAUUGAGCAAAGUUACUUGUCAGCUCGAUCACACGUAGACUCCGGAACUACUAAUUAAUGGCUUCGUCAGUUAUUUCCAAAUUGGCAGUUUUUCCCCGCUGUUUGUUUAGGGGUUUAAUCGAUGAAUUAAGUUAAUUCCUCUCAGUCAUAAAGACCCUGCAUUUUAGUUUGUGGUGAAAAUGAAAAGUAGAGGAAACGUUUUAUCACAUUCUUUCGCAGUCAUUUUGUUAUCAUGGAAAAUGUGCAGCAUCAGGGGAUUUUCAAUGCCGAGCUCUUUGGGGAGCAGGUAUGAGCGUGCCAUUAAUUGAAAGAAAUAAUAUUGCAUAUUACUUUGUGAAUGAAUGUUUCAUAUUUUGAUUGAUGCCCAUAAUUUAUUUCUUACUGCAUGCAUUUGUUUUAAUAGGUGCUUCAAGUGCUCCCCGCGCCUGUUAUGAAAAACUAAAUAUUGAGGCGCAAGGCUUUGGAACUUGCAGUGGGCAGACAAAUCUUCCUUGUGCAAGAGAGUGAGUAGAUAACAGUGCUUGCUUAAUCCAUCAGGUUAGGCUCUAAAUUGAGUGAAAGCACCAUACUAUAGAGACAACAUAAGGCAACGGUCCGUGGUGCCUUUCAGAAAGACGAGGAAAAGGUAGUAGUGGUGAGAUUUAUCAACAUCAUCGAAACCAACCUUCCUUUUGCGAAUCUACAGGCAUGCUGUAUGUGGUCAGCUGCAGUGCUCUUCGCCAAGAGAUCGGCCAGUGGUGGAUUAUGGGAGUUACUAUGAAUUAAAAGUUCUGCCCACAGGAGAGAAAUGCAGGUGAAACAAUCAUAGAAAUUAUUGCAUGGGUGCUAUUAACAGAGUUUCUUCUCCCAAGAAAAUUUUCCAAACCAUACAUUUUACUUUUCGGCUCAAUUUUUAAUUGCAGGGCGGCUAUUCGUAAGGGAGGAAAUGCGAAGGAGUUUGAUGGAAUGGUCAAAGAUGGAACAGUGUGUGGUAACAACAAGGUAAUACAUGUGUUUGACUGACCCAUCGAGUGACCUUAAGAAUACAAAGAUAGGCUAGGAGGCAUUAACGAGUGCUGUAUUGGAGUUAAGAUUUUGAACAAUUUUUUGGCAUUAUUAGUUAAACACGAAGUUGACUCCAUUUUAAUUACUAUUACUUUGCAUCUACCGCAGAUUUGUGUUAAAAAUCGAUGCACCCAUGUUGGUCGACUGAUUUCAACGACGUGUCCAAGAGCAGGUGAUGGCAAGCAAUGCGCGGGCAAAGGGGUAAGGAAACGAUAUUCCAUAUUUCAAUUGUGAUUGGUUGAAAGACAUGUGACACGAACUUGGGCAAACAUAGAAGAUAAAGGAAUAGCAUUGGGUAAAAUAAUUGUUCUAUUCUGGUCUUAGUCCAUGGAGCUCAACCGAAUGGAUUGAAAGUCGUUUCUGAUAUAUCGUGAGAUAAUUCCUAUAUCUAUCGUUCAAGGACAGUAGCUCAGGUUAUCUCGUACAAAUGGUUGUAUACUUCGCAGAACUGCAACAAUUUCAAGUUUCAAUAAUGUCCAAAUUCUACCAGAGCCUUGCGUCAGAUAAGAUAUAUUCACUGUAAAACAAAACGUUCACCGAUAUUUCCAGUCAUUGAUAUGAAAAAUAUAACAUCGAUUGCUUCUCUAAAUAUGUUAAAAGCAUAUUUUUUUUUCGUCAGAUAUGCACGAAUAAGGGAAAAUGUCACUGUCUGGGAAAUUUAGAUCCGGAUACGGCCUGCACAAUAGGUAAUACACUGUCAAGUAACAUGUGGUGCUCAAUUUUUCACUUCUCUCGACAAAAAUUUUAGGGUUGAAAAUACAUUUAACUUUGAACCGUUCGUAACAUUCACAUCAUAGUAUCUACUGACACUUAAAAUAACCUUUUUGAAAGCAGCCAAACUAAAAUGAAGGUAUUUUAAAUGUACUUUAGCGAAACAAGUGCGCCAUGGCCGCUGGGGUGCAUGGUCUAAAUGGAGCCCAUGCUCAAAAGUUUGUGGAGGAGGAAUGAAGACAAGGUAUCGCUUCUGUGACAGCCCAGCUCCAGCACAUGGAGGAAGAGACUGUGGUAGAAAAAGGACAGAAAAAUCGUCCUGUAACACCGACAAUUGUCCAGGUAGUGUACCACGAAACAAGAUUGAUUCUUUUGAUCACUCACAAUCUGAGUCCUCCACCAGGACCCCUCGCAAUUUUGCACCCUAUCUUCAUCAUUCAGUCACAUGGGGAGGGCGAGGCCAAUCAAGAUUCACAUGUUCCCUAGCGUACUUCAACAGCCAUAAUCAGCAAUGUUCGGCGAAAAGUUCCUUUGAUAAUAGUCUCGUAAAAUGUCGCUAUCUGCUAACUGAACAGUUGAUCAGGACCAGUUAUAUGGAAAGCUUCUUGAACAUUUGAACUUUUGUCGAGGGUUACCAAAAUGGCGAUUGGAGGGAAAUUAUUAAGUAAACUAUAUAGUCAAAGGUAAUUUACGGAAAAGAACGGAGGAACUGAUCUUUAGGAAUCUACCAUUAGGGGACAAUUUCAUUCAAAGGACACCAAUUUUCGUGCCGAAUGACAAAAAUUUAUAUCUGUUACCAUAUUUAAAGACACAGUCUAAAUAGGGGACACGUUCGAUAACCCUGUGAGUAUUCUUUUCAUUUCUACAGUGGCACAUUCUUGUCGUCAUCUUUUGACUCUGGGAAAGCAAACUGGCGUCCAGUUCCCAGACGGAGUGUACACAAUCAAUCCUGACGGAAAGAGACCGGUGAAGACAUACUGCGAUAUGACACGUGACGGUGGCGGCUGGACACUUUUGGUCACAAGCCACACAAACACGUGGACAGCUGAUAACAUCAAACAGAGAAAUCCGAAUAGGCCGACAUUAAAUGGAGAUUUUUCCAUUUUAUACAAAGCAGACGACAUCAAAAACAGUUUAAAUGUUGCCGGGGAAUGGUUCGAGUAUCGAAUUGAAGGCCACGAAAGGGGUAAGCUAUACACUAGAGGAGACUUGUGAGAUAGAGCUUGUUGUACGGAGCGUUUUUAGAUUGUGUGAAGCAUCAAAACUCAUAGGUAAGAGCAUGACGCGACGUUUGCACGCCAAUCACACAACACAGUUAAGCAAAACUAAACAGUUCUGGGUUACUUCAAAACAGCACUUGACAUAUCUGUCUCUGUUGAUGGAUAUUAAUCACAACGAAAAAUAAAUAGAAAAGAGUACAGUAUUAUAAAGGCAGCGCUGGAACAAUAACGGGAAACGACUGAGCAGUUAAAAGCUAUCCAAGCAAAAAAAUCACUGAAGUUCAUCUUCAGAGUACUUGGCCUGAAAAGACAGAUGCAAGAUUUAUUCCACCUGUUAUUUGUUCCAAAAAGCAUGUUUAAUAGAGCGUUACGGAAGUGGUGCUGAUGAAAAUUGAAAGACGCACCUUCACUUAAAAGCAGGCUCUAUGUGACAGCCUCUAAUAAUCAUUCCUUUUCAAGGUCGCUGGGGUGGAAUCUGGCGCGCUCCACGUGAGUACACUUUUGUUGCUACGGACAACAAGCAGACGUUUGUCGAGUUGGUGAAGAAAUUCGACAAUUGGAAAUACGACGAUUAUGGAGUGGAGAAAAGAAUGCCUUGGAUUUCUGGUCCUAAGUUAACGACUUCUUGGAAUGCCACUGCCUUUCACCCUUUACACCCUAACAUCAAUAGGUAUAUUCUCCAUACUCUUCUCUUUACAUUUCCUAAGGUGCUGACAAGGAGAAUUUGUUAAAUAAUCAAGAGCUUUGUUAGUUGUUGAUCAUUUCCUUCAUUCUCGUGACCUUAAUGCACGAUUCGGGGAUAUAUUAUAAGGAGAAAAUAGAUACUAAUCACUCUUGGGAUCAAAGGGUUAACCCAAACCUGGCUAAACUGAAUUGAUUUGACAGUGAAGGGGUCGCUUUAGAAAAGAGUCUUCAGCUUUAAAAAGUGUGGGGCUGUGCGAUAGGACUUGGCCAUUGGGGAGAGAUGGUCGCUGAGUAGUUUUGAGAGAAGAUUUGACUGUAAUAGAUGAACUAAUUUGAAAUAAGUUUUAUUGGGAAAUGUAUUUUUUCCAAUAGAUUAAAAAUCGACCAAUUGACACCAAAGGAAGGCCUUUGAACAGAUAUCAGGUUGGGACGGGAUUUAACAAAACAUGCUGUGUUCAACCUCGGUUGAACUCCGCCAUCAUUGCGAACUUACGAAAAAGACAUUGAUUUCUACUGUAUACAAAUUUCUUUAACACAAAAAGUUUCGUUCAGGUUUUUUGUCCAGCCACUAAGAACGAGUCUCGCUUUUCAUACUACCAAGACACUGUUCCUUGCGAGUUUCUGUUCUUACCAUUAUAAUUAAGAGUAGGGUCUAUGCAAGGCAGGGGUGACCACGCCCUGAGGUAGCACAAAGACUACCCGCAUACCUUAAAUCAAGCAAACUUAUUUUCCUUUUUUUUCUGCCGCAGCCAAUUCUAAAAUUUUCUUUCCGGCACCUUGGUUGGACGGCAAAGAUCUUGAACAGCACCCAGUGAACAUUUGGUACUGGGUCAGAGAACAGAGCUUUAGUCCUCCGAGGUCAUGUGCUGAGAUCCAGCUGAGAGGUUCAUAUAGUAAACCGUUGACAGGUAAAGACACUAAGUACGCAAAUUGGUUUUUUGCUUUGUCGUCGUCACUCUUGAGCUUUUUCUUGUCAGUCACAAGCGAGGCCAAUCAAGAUUCACAUGUUCCUAUCGUCCUUAAAAUGUCGCUAUCUGUUAACUGAACAUUUGAUCAGGACUAGUUUCGUGGAAAGCUUCUUGAAUAUUUGAACUUUUGACCAGGGUUACCAAAUUGGCGAUUGGAGGGAAAUUAUUUAGUAAACUAUGUAGUCAAAGGUAAUUUAGGGAAAAGAACGGAGGAACUGAUCUUUAGAAAUCUACUUUUAUUGACAGGUAAAAAGAUAUAUGCUAAGUGCGCAAAUUUGUUUUUUCCUUUGUCGUCGUCACUCUUGAACUUAUUCUUGCCCUCUUGUUGUCUUUCUUAACAAACAGAUGGUUAUGUCAAGGUUUAAUUUUAUCCAAAAGCGACUUUUUCAUUUCGCUAUAAAUGACCUGAUAUGUUGUAGUUCCUAUCUUAGUGACAUAGCUCCUUCAAUAUCGGAGCGCAUGCGUCAAAACCUUUUGUGCGAAUGAUGUGGCAUGGUUUUGAUCGAAAAUUUAUAAAAAAUAAUGGUCAUCAAAGUCGUUAAUGUGAGAAAACGAAACAAAACAUUCUCAAAACAGACACGCAGAAUGACAAUUCUACCUAAUGCACGGAUGAUUACCUCGUCCUUGUGGUUUUUUUCCUUUUUUUUUUUAGAUGGUUUGUAUACUAUUAAGCCUGGUCAUCGUCAAGUUCAGACCUUUUGUAAAUUCAGUGACCAUGGUGGGGCCUGGACUCUAGUAUUGACAAGCGCAAGCGAUAAUGGAUGGGCAAGAGAUAACGUGAAGUCAAGAAAUACCCACAAUCCUUCGCUGUCCUCUGACUUCUCCCUAUUAGGGAUGGCAGACAACAUUACGAAAAUGAAACACUUUCAGGUGAGGACUUAUCAACAUGUUAACCAAUUGACAACUCAUAAAUCCUCGAAGCGAAGUAUUUUUCGGUACAAAGCAGAGAAGUGUUUCAAUCUUGUUGUUAUCAAACAAGGCUGUUGAAUUUUGAAAGUUUUGUCUUCAUAGUAUUUGAUGGAGGAAGAUGGCGCCAAGACUUGGGAAGGAGUCUGGACAGGAAACGCUGGUUGCUCAUUUACCUCUGGUCGAUCAGACGGAGCAUGCGUGAAAUUAGUUCACGAGCAGGGACACUGGGAUGCCAGUCAAGUACAGUCCACCAAGCGUCUGCCACGUCUAACAACUUCCGGUUAUGCAUUACUGACGAGUGCUGACGAUCAGACAAAUCUCAAUGGUGCCAUUGUGUUGGAUGCAACACAUGGUGUAAGUCGAGCGAGAACAGGCACGAAAAGACUCUGGGUGCGCGAGGGAACCUGGUAAGGAAAGUAGUGGGGGCUGGGUGAGGCCUCCAACCGUUCUUUUUCCUCGGACGGGUUUUUUAUUCUUCUUCUUUAAACACAACUAUCUUUGUUAGUUUUGAGUUACUUUAUUGCCUCUACCAGAGAAUUACUUUUGGAGAAAACAAUUUGGAGGUCCAGUUGAAGUUGAUGUUUGCCCUUUUAGACUUUGUGAACAGAAUUAUAUGAUGAAAGACUUUGUGAUUCUUGAAAAUAUUACUUCAUUCCAUUUUUCCACCAAAAAUUACUUCUUCCUUUCACCUUUGUUUCGAAAUAUUUCCCUGAAUACGAUCAACUGUGUUCGCAGGAGAUCCUGCAAUGAAAUUAAAAGUGAAAACCGUGGAAACAAGGCAGCGGAAAAGGACGGACUUUACUUUAUUCUAAGGAACUCCCAUGAGUACUUGCCCGUUUAUUGUGAUAUGACGUCAGAGCAAGGAGCUUACACUUUACUCGUCACCAGUGCUUCGAAUGGUUGGAAAAAGAACGAAGUCAAACUCAAGAACCCCACGAGGCCUUUGUUAUCAAGGGACUACUCCAUACUUGAGUAUGCUGAUCAGAUUAAGGCUUUAAGUGGCGCAAAAAGGUUUAAGUAUCGUCUGGAGGCUAACGAGAGAAGACACUGGGGCGGAGUUUGGACGGCUCCAAUGAGAUACAGGUGGGCGAUCAUUUAACAUAAUUACUAAAGGGACAUGACGGGUGACGUUCGAUUCUCAAUAACCGGAUCAAGCUUGUGCUACCUUCCACAGAGAAGAUAUAUACAUAUAAACAAGUAAUAUAUAAAGGGGUAGAUUUUUCUCUCCUUUCACAAGUCCUCAUUAGGAAUCGAAGCUAGGUUUGUAUGUGACACGCGUCCUGCAUACUAUUUGGAUCCGUAUUGUCGAAAGCAUCAUGUACGCAAAUAGAAUAAGGAAGAUGAUAAAUAUUGAGCUUGGCAAUGAAAUUAAAAAACAUGUUUUUCCGUCUUUCAUUACCGUCAUUAGGGCUCGGCUCAGCAUUAUUUAUUGAGGGGAUCAGCCGUCGCCAAAAGAGUAAGAACUGCCUAAUGGGGGAUCAGGAAAAUUGUAUUGUGACACAACCAAUAUCCGCCGACCCCUCAGGCGAUAAAUAAUUACUGGUCCUUUACCGUCUUGUCAGUUUUAUUUUAUUUACCAUCAGCUUUGUUAACGAAAAUAACCAGCAGACAGACGUUGCUCUCGUGAAACGUUAUAACGUUUGGAGAUAUAACUGGCAAGACUCACUUGAGAAGCGCAUGCCAUGGUUAGGAGCAAGAUCAGGUUUAUUAACAACUUCGACACACUCGGAUUAUUCUGAAUGGGGAACGAUCAUCUCCGAAAAAACAUCGAACAAUCCUGCUCCUUGGAUAUACGGUGUAAUGACGAACCCAGGCUUGAUCUGGUAUUGGAUGAACGAGGGUAAAAUUGACAAAAAGCCAACUCCAGGUUAGUAUAUUCAGAUCAUGAACAUCGCAUCAAAAUUUGCGACAGAUUGCCUGGAAAUUAUUCGGAAAAUUAACCCUUUAACUCACAGAAGUGAUUACCAUAUAACUUCUUCCCAUAGUAUCCAUACAUUACACAGCAAACAGGUAGUGAGAAUACUCAAACUCAUCAGAUACAAUUUAUUACCUUGAUUGCACCUAAUUCUCGUGAUCAAUUUACAAGGAAAUGUGUAGUAGCUAGAGGGGUAAAUUGACAAUCAGAUCUUGAAGUUAAAGGCUAAUAGUUGACAGUCUAUUCUUUUUUCUAGGGAGAAUCAACUUUAACUUGGAAUCUGAGUUAAUAUUUUAAUUCAUCUCGAAAUGAAACAAAACGAUGUUUUUGCCCUGCAGCCUUGAGUCGGAUCGUAUUUCGACUCUUAUCCAACCAUGGACUUGGGGAAGGGGGGGUUGACUCGAAUUACUUUAAAUUGAAAAAUGUUUCCAUUCGAUCCAAACACGAGCAAAUCAUUCAACAGAUUGCCACUGGCUUGAUUUUUCUUCCCUCAUGAGAAGAGGGCAAGUUUAGUUUACCCUUUUAGGUCCAAGACCUCAUUAGUAAUUCUCCAUACAAUUCCUGUGAUGUCCUUUUGGAGAAUUUGGCGUUGGAUCGACUAGUAAUCCCCUGCAUGAUUGAUAUUUUUCUUCAUUGUCAUCACUUGUCUGCUUGGUAUUUUUUUGAUAUUGUAGGAAGAAAUUCUGUCUUGAUCACGCAUGCUUUUAAAGGGUUAAAACAGGUUUCACAUGCGAUGUUUCACUCCAUUAUCUUAAAUUCUUUAAGAAGAUAGAAAAAUAAAUAUAAAAUAAAGAUAAAAAGAUAAAUUGUUAAACCAUUAUUGCAUGGCCACCAUCCAGCUGGAAAAUAAAUUUCGGCUUUUGUUUAGUUUCUCUUGCAGAAAGUCCGAUUAGAGCCUACGGUGGUUUUUGUCUUCAGCCUGAGAGUAAGGACUGCAGUCCGGCGGACAAUACCAGACUAGUUUAUAUAAAGGAUACGCCAGAAUGUUCAAAGGAUUACAUGAUGUUCACCCAUCACAAUGAUAUUCUUACUCAUAAAUGUAGUGGAAAGAAAGUUUGUCCUUUAGGUACGUUUAAUUUGUUGGUAUUUUAGCGCGAAAAUUUAUACAACGUCAAAAAAAGUUCAAAACUUCACUUGAUUAAAAGACGGCAGAGUGCAUUAAUACUACCAAGCAUUUUAAUCUCCUCAUCUUGAGAAUUAAAAUGCACAAGUCGUAUCGCAGAUCGGUAAAAAAUAAAUGACUGUUUACCAAUGCACCCGAGUUUUUUACUUUCUUGCCAUCUCAUUGUGUGAGGUCCUUACACUUUAGGACAAAAAAAAACCAGCGUCAAAUUGAACUUUCUCUUUGCUUAACAGGAACAGUGACCUGGCAAACAUCGCUGGUCUUAUCAAGCACGUGCCAAUCAGAUGCGUCCAAAUUCCAAAGGUCAGUAACUCAACCCCAUACUACACUGUGCAUUCGGAAAUUUCGAAUUUCAUCUUUUUAUAAUACUUUAUCAGCUCAACUUAAAUCACUUGUUAGGACUGUUUAUACAACUCUGAGACAUACAGCAUCCGGAUUCUGUGUGCAUCCCUUAUCCGGGACACCAAUCAGCAGUACGACAGCUAUAAUGUGGAAAGAUGAUUGCAGUGAAGAUAGACUUCGACUUGACUUCCUCAAGUUACAAGGUUGGUAAACCUAUGCAAAAAUUAUUUGUCCCUUAAUGAAGCGUUGAAGAAAGUGUAGCGGGGCUUUUCUUUUGUUGUUUAAGUUGACCGAUUUGAAUGGUUGAUAAUGUGAGGGCGUCUCCUUAAUCAAUGUAAAAGGAGACCUUAAAAACCUAAAUAGAAAAGGUUUAUCUCAAAAGGACUUUUUUGAAAGAGCCUUUUAUAUUAAGCUUUUGCUCUGUAGUUUUUGACAGUCCAAUACAAGCACCUGGGGGGUUCUGCCUUCAACCAGAAAGUGCCAGCUGUAAUCCUGCGGACAACAGUCCACUUGUCUAUCACCAAUCCUCUCGAUGCGACAAAUAUUACAUGUACUUCACUUACAAAGAUGAAGUCCCUAUGCAUACUUGCAGUGGGAAGAGAGUCUGUCCCGAGGGUAAGUUUGGUAUUUUAAGGAAAUCAAGGACAUGAUAGGGCAGUAGUAAUAGCACUUUUAUCCAUCGCAGGGGCCUGGGUUCGAUUCCUGAACUUAGCGUGUGUUGAAUUUAUCGUUAAUUUGCAUCUUUUUUCCGAAGGUAUUUGUCUGGGGUUUCGGCUUUAAAUCCCUCCACAGAGACAAAUACUAAUUAGGGUUUGUAUUGUGUAGAGCAUUCUGAAUAGCCACCUUAAAGUUGAUGCUUGAGUUUUUCGACCGUCCGAAAUAUCACUCAACACCGCCCGGGAAAGGUAAAAGGGUUCAGGUGUUGGAAAAUCUUGGAGAAAAAUAAAUCUAAUCCACUGUAAAACCAGACAGCUCAAAACGUUAAACAAUUUUUUUAAAGUUUACCCCCGGACGCAAGAUCCGCCCGCGUGACUGGAAGGACUGUUUCUUCGAAUUUUAGUUUUAAUGGUGAACGAAAAUAAUCAGAACUACAAACGAUACUAUUGUUACGAUUGCAGGAAGAGGAGUUACAGCGGAUAUGCGUCUGGUUCUCUCCAGUACCUGUGAUUUAAAUGUGUCAAAAUUUCAAAGGUACAGAGAGCGAAAUUAAAAGUAAAACUUUUAACCACUCGGGUCGCAUUAACCUUAAGUAUCAUUACUGCAGUGAAUGGAACAUUUUUUUUUUCUGAGAGGUGAUGCAAGAAACUUUCAAUGAGCUAGUGCAUUAAAGAGGCUUUUCAGUUGCCUUUACAGGGCAAAAGAGUAUAUUUCCAAUAAUCUGUGGUAGAAAACAGAUAUGUCAUUCUUUCGUUAACACAUGUACAUAUCUACUGUUGUUGUUAUUGUAUGUUUGUUGUUAUUUUUUUUGGCGGGGGGGAGGAUAAUUAGUUUUGAGCCCUCUUAAAAUUCUUUUCUGUCAAUUCUUUCAUCCCAUUCCCUAAUGACGUUUCGCCUGUUCCAUGCAGGUUAGAGGUCGCCUUUGAAGGAAGUAUAGUCAAUUCAUAAUAUGUUAUAUCGUUUUCUAUAUACAGGACCCCUCACAAAACAUUGAAACAUAAGGCCUCGGGCUUUUGCGUCCAUCCAUACAGAGGUCAACCCAUGGAGGGAGUCCCUGCUGUUUUUUGGAAAGACGAUUGUAACGAACAGAGGCUCAUACUGGAUCUUUAUAAGCUCAGGGGUUGGUAUAGUCUGAGGACAAGACUUGUUAUUGAUAUCCAUUUGUUUUUUAUUGGAUCUCUUUAUCAUUUUUCUGUUAAGAGACGAAUGCAAUGAAUAACAAUUUGAUUGGAAAACGCGUGCACAUGAAUUUAAGGCUGUCGCUACCUUCCUCUGAACGGACCGGUUACAGAUUCAUUCGCAUAUUAAGCUAAAUCCGUUCUUUGAAUUGACUUAGAAAUCAUUUAACUUGCAUCGCUAGAUUUGCUAUCACCUUCGUUUAUCAAGAUACCAUGAUUUACAACAGAGGCACAAUUUUACACUGAUUUCCUUUCUUUUAAAACUUUUGCUUUGUUUUGCCUCCUGCGUGCGUUAAGGUACAAUUUUCAAUAAAUUAAUACACUGAGAAAUCAAAUUGUUAAACACAUGAUACAAAUGCAUUAAGUCACACUUAUUUUGUCUCCCUUGCUUUAGUUAUUUAUUAAUGAUAAUAAGUGUAUUUUUGUUUCAGGUCCUGGGUGAAACUCACCGAGAUAUUGUGAUUCACAGUCUUAAGUGA